Molecule: messenger RNA, 2534 nt
Organism: Tigriopus californicus
Lineage: Eukaryota; Metazoa; Arthropoda; Copepoda; Harpacticoida; Harpacticidae
Exons: 3
Coding region: 751-1986 (411 amino acids)
Source: RefSeq, a predicted model, not a curated record
UUGGUUUUCAGGUCUCCUGUGGCAGUGUGGAGGUGGCUCCCUUCACGCUUAGGCCGUGGGUUGCGCUUUUCUUUGGGACUCUGAGGGGUCUCUUCGAGUCGCUUCGUUCGGUGGAGUGUCUCCGAGCUAGUGUAGUUCGGAGUAUCUCUCUCUCUCUCUCUCUCUCUCAUUCCCUCAAUCUCCCUCUCGCUUUUGGCCAUCAUCGGCACUUGUUGCAGGAGUUCGUUGUAGGUACUCGCUGGCUUACUUUCCUUGUGGAGAGCUCGAUCGAACCUCCUGUGGAAAAGAAUCAGUCAAAAAUCUCUUUCGACUUUUCUGGCAACAACUACGCACACUCAGUUGGAGACUGGUCCUCAACAACUCCACAUCUAUUUUUGCUUUCUCCUCUCCUCCAUCUCGGACUUGUCCUUUUUUCCUUACCAACGUCUCGUCUCCAAGUCACCAUUUUUUGACAUUUCACCCCUCUGCUGCCCUCCAUCUCCCCUUGUCCUCUUACCACAACAACUGCCUGACACUCUUUCCCUGAAAUUGUGACCCCAGAGCGCGUCUUCGACCACCAUCGCCAACCAGUAAUAAUAGCAUCUUCCGAUUGUGUUGCCCUCACACAUACCAUCAUUACCAUACGACUCCAACAUCAUCCCGGAUAUCUAUUUCAUUUCUUGAUCUGACAAACUACUCCUGUUCAGCCUUCUUCUUCUUCUUCUUCUUCUUCUUCUCUUUGCCGCACAGGAAGCCAAAUUGCAGUCCAAGAUGUCAUCUCCUAUCAUUUCUAAGCAUGGCUGCUCGUCUUCUUAUACAUGUCGUUGGACGACACCUCGUUUGAGGGACUCGAGCACCGCCAAGAAGCACGUCUCCUCGUGCGUGUAUUCUUCGACUUCGACUUCGUCUUCUUCAGCACCAACAUCGUUCCAGACCCCCGUCAAUGCGUCUUCUUCACCAUCAUCAUCGUCAUCAUCUACAUCUUCCCUACAUGCCGUGUUGAUUACCAGGACUCCUACAAUGUCGUCCACGAGGACUCCAACUUCAUCAACAGCGAGUGCCACUUCCACUCCAAAUGGUAGUGGUGGUUGUUCCUCCUCCUCCUCCUCCUCCUCCUCCUCCUUCUCCUCCGCCUUCUUUUCUGCUCGUCCGUGUUCUACUGGCAACAGCAGAUGGACAAUCAACAGGAAGAGUUGUUGUACGCAACUUGGAUACGCAACGCCAUCCUUAUCCACGGCUGGAUGCCACACCAACCACCAAUUCCUCAUGCCACUCAUGUUGACCCUAACCUACGCCGAUCCCCACCUAUUCUCCAUGUUUAUGGCAAUGGUAGCGGUAGCAGCUACUGCUACUGCCACUGUUGUUGCUGUCGCCAAAUCCGAAUCAUCGACUCCAACUUCAUCAUGCCAACAAUCCCAAGAUACUUCGUCCACGAAGUCCCGAAUCUCAGUUGAGGAUCGUGUGUCCUUGGAAAAGGUUGCAUCAUCACCGAUUCCCCUCGCCAAGACGACGGCAGCAACGACAAUAACAGCAACGAGACCGAAAACAACAACACCUCCGGCAAGAACUUCUUGGGCUCAAAACAACAAUAACAACAUCAUCAUCAUCAGCAACAUCAACAGCCCCAUCAUGACCCGUUGCAAUCAGAACCACACGAUCGUCUCGGACCACCAUCAACAUCGCCAUGAACAUCCCGCCAACGACCAUGCCACUGCUGCCAACAUCAUCGAAGACCAUCCUCAUGACAUUCUCACUCAAGGAAUCCCCGAGUACUUCAGAUUUGCGGACCCCACUGGCGUCUAUGGCAUCCUCGACGAAAUGGACAUCCUCACUCAACGCAUGGAAAACUACCCCAUCAACCUGAUCCUGGCACCUGGAACAUUAGAAAAAAUUCUCUCCAGGAAUAUCUAUCCAACCCAAUGCAAUGAUCAAGCCAACUCUGAGCCCGACAAUCACCGUGUUCUGGAGCUUAUCACCAGAUCUCCAAGUCCUAUUCUGGCCUUUUGAAAGGCUACUAGGAUGACGAAGAAGACAUUUUUCUCCCUCUCAAUCAAGCUGGACGUGACGAUCAUCAUCUCCUAGCCAAGAAACGUACAAAACCUGGAUGAUGAAUGCCUCUCUUCUUUCUGAUGACCUAACUAACCCUAUCUCUUCAGACCUGAUCUGUGAUUAAGCAUCCAACGCCCCGCCGCCGUUACUGUGUCGUUAUCAUCUUUAUUAUCAUUGCUCUUUAGCUGCCAAUUGUAAUCCCAAUAAUGCUGCCAAUUUGUUGGAAUCGUCAAGCGAGAGAACCAAACAAGAAAACGAAGGAAACGCCCCUUCUUCUUGCUCAUCUUCUGCUCAACUUGGAGAACAGAUGCUCGAAAUCAGAGCGAAUGAAAUCUGCUACCAACUUAAAAGAAGGAAACGGAGAAGGAGACGAACUACUUGACGCUUGACGUUGCCUCAAAUACCCAAAUGUUACAGGUUGAUGAUUGUGUUCAUAUUUGUUAAUUUUGAUCACCUAGGUAGUUUUCCAUUCUACAAAGUUAGAUGAAAUAUAUUUAAUAGCCAAA